Molecule: messenger RNA, 1832 nt
Organism: Rubroshorea leprosula
Lineage: Eukaryota; Viridiplantae; Streptophyta; Magnoliopsida; Malvales; Dipterocarpaceae
Source: the annotation of a GenBank genome assembly
UUUAAAUUGUUAUCUGGUGUGAGGGGAGGAGCUUUCUGUUUAGAUGUUUGUUUUCCUUUUUCUUGGUCCUUGGUAAAGGAAAAAUUGGUUUCACUUGAAAAUUUAACAGGAAAGUGGCUUCAAGAAAAAGUUAUCGGACUGGAAAAUUCCUCAAGAAAACAGCUAAAUGCAUUCCAAAGAAAAUAUAAUGGAAAACCAAGAAUACCAGAGUUUAAUUGAGUUAUCAUUUGGUUCCAAAAAAGUGAUUUUAUUCCAAUUUUGGAUGGGUGGAAUAUAACUGGCACUUAGGUCAUGUUUGGUUGGGGUUAUGACUAUUCCUUGGUCAAGCCAUAAAAACAAGGCAAUAUUGAGAAUUUUGAUUGACAAGCUAGAAAAAUGGAGGGAAUAAGGGGGAUCCAUUUUCUUCUAAAUUAGAGGAUGUGCAAGGAAUAGAUGGCUAUUCCUUGCUUAUCUCCUAAUCUAAAGAAAAUGAUCAACCUUAUUCUCUUUCCAUUCCCAACUUGUCAAAUAAACUUUUUAGUUUUGCUUUAUUUUAAUGGUUGACCAAAGAAACUCAUUUCUCCAUGCCACGCAUGCUCUUAAGGAAAACAUUAAUAUGAACCUUGGGGCAUUGAAGUCUUAUAAAGUAAACCACAGAGAAUCAACAUGAAAAUUGGUCAUAUCACAAUGGGAUCCACAUGUGCUCUUGGAUCUGUUAUCUUAAUACCAUGUAGACUGAUUUAUCCUUCUUUUAUUUAUUAUUCUUGGUGGUUUAUCAUUUAUAGGCAAGAUAUUUCUAUGCAGAAUCUGGUGUGUUUUAUUUUACUCAUUUUUUGUAUUUACUGUCUAGACUGAUUUAUCCUUCUUCUAUAUACUAUUUCUUGGUGGUUAUCAUUCAUAUGCAAGAUAUUUCCAUGUAGAAUCUGGUGCUUGUUUUAUUGUAUUAAGAAUAUUUAUGCUAUCAUUUUCUUUUUUUGGUAAUUUUUUCCUCAAUAGUUUUGAAUUUAAAAUUUGAAAAUUGUAGAUGAUCUUUUUAAUUUUUGACAAUUGGGGAAGGGAGAUUUGAAUCCACCACUUAAAUUUGAAUCCACCACUUAAAGGUGGGGGGCCUGUACCAUUACCAUUGGGCUGCAAUGGUAGGGACAAAAUUUUGUUUCAAUCCUUAAAUAUAAGGGAUACAUACCACUAAACUAUCUCAUAAGUUAAAAUUUUUUCUCAAUUUAAUGGUGAUUAUAUUUCCUUAUACUGUUAAUUUCAGAAUCAAUUUGAACCAUUUGGAGAUGAAAAUGAUCAGCAAGAUAUGCUAAAGGCUAUAUUUUAGAUUCUGGAGGCAAAGGAACUAUUCAAGUAUCAAGAUGGGUAGCUCAUGCAUUCUGCGAGUUCUGCUUAUUGCAUAACAAGCCUUUUUGGAAGCCUUUCUGGCUCGAUACUUUGAGUUCUUUCCUUGUUUGGUUUUCUGUACAGACUAUUCGGGCUGAUAAUUCUACGUUGGAGGGAAAGUAUAAAAGUUUUGAAAGGAAAGAGAAACAAGGUGAAAGAAUGUUGAGUGUAUAUUUGAUAGCGAUGAGACAGAGUUAAGGUGAGGUUUGUUGUUGAAUAUGUUUGCUAGAAAUUGCUGUUGUUGUCAGCAGAUCACUGUAUGUACAAACAUGUGUGUUGCAUUACCUUAUUGUGUUGUAUUACGAUUAUUGUGUUUCUGUAAUAGGAGAUGCUUUUUUUUCUAUGUAUUGUGUCAUUGUAUCACCCAGUUGAAUCUUUGUUCUCUAUGAUAAAACAUAUAUCUUCCAGCAAAAUGAUGAUUUUCUUAGACAAUUGUGUAAGUUACUCUUUCUUGCUUGAAGCUGAAGUAUCUU